This is a messenger RNA of Mirounga angustirostris (Northern elephant seal), 4783 nucleotides long. Its product is annotated as zinc finger protein 883-like. Gene Ontology annotation, biological process: regulation of transcription by RNA polymerase II. Bases 529 to 2421 code for a protein of 630 amino acids. The transcript is spliced from 7 exons. NCBI's taxonomy places the organism in Eukaryota, Metazoa, Chordata, Mammalia, Carnivora, Phocidae. Gene Ontology annotation, molecular function: RNA polymerase II cis-regulatory region sequence-specific DNA binding; DNA-binding transcription factor activity, RNA polymerase II-specific. The record is from RefSeq and is a predicted model, not a curated record.
CAGCAGGGGAUUGUCAGGCUUGGGGGUCUGGUCGCGCGUCCCACUGGGGAUCUCCCUGGGCCCGCUGACCUGACCGUAAUCCCUCCUGCUGGAGCUGGGGAGCUGUCUGUCAGGGCUCGGCCACCUUGACCCUGCCCCUCUCUUCUGGGUUUUGUGUGUACGUGAUGGUGGUGUGUACGUGUGUUUAAGUCUGAGACACGUCCAGGUCCUUUGCUGAGGCCCCGCACAGCCUGAAGCGCUUGGCUGGAAGAGUUUCUGGGAGAAUGCUGGUAAUUCCCAGGAAGAGACAUGGAGGAUUUGGGUGAAGUUGCUUUACCCAAAUGGUGCAAAGACUGUGGUUAUGGAGGAUCAGAGCCACAAACUCCAGAACAGAGCAGCCUUGUCAAAUGUGUGUGGGCAGCUCUGAGACCUUGGGCAAGUCAUCAGUUUCCUCAUUUGUAACAAGUGAUUUAUGGAAAGCAUCUGGUACAUGUUCUGCCAUAUAGGGAGUCUGCCCUUUUCCAAAAGGGGUAUCUUCAGGAGGAGAAUAUGGCUGCUCUUCUUCAGGCAGCAAAAUCCCAGUUGCUUCAGGGCUUAUCCUUCAAGGAUGUGGCUGUGAACUUCACUGAGGAAGAAUGGAGAGAACUGGACCCUGCUCAGAGAGACUUGUACAGGGAUGUAAUGCUUGAGAACUAUAGGAACCUGGUCUCCUUGGGAUGUCCAUUUUCUAAACCUGAUAUCAUCUCCCAGUUGGAACAAGCAGGAAACCCAUGGAUGCAGGAGAGAGAAGUGCUAAGAAGCAGCUGCUCACAUUUGGAGACCAGAAAGUCAAACCCAAAGGAGGUAUUUUCUGAAAAAGAAUCAUGCCAGGGGAUAAGUAUGGAGAGAAGCACAGGGGCUGAUACAAGGGCUUCCAGUUUGAAGGAAGCCUGGGGAUAUGCAGAGAUCAAAGAGAAUGGUCAAGAUAGACUCUGGAAAGAAGCAACAGUUAUCUGCAAGAAAAGAACUUCUAGAACUGAUAGUAAGCCCAAAUAUAUUGAAUCUGGCAGACGUGUUAGUCUGAAGUCAGACUUUGUUAUACAAUCAAGAUACCCUGAAGAAGAGAGACCAUAUACGUCUCAUGCUCAGGGAAGGAGUUUUAAACAGAAUGCAAAAUUAAUAAGACAUCAGAAAGAUAGCCCAAAUGAGAAAACUCUUCAGUGUAAUGUACGUAGUAAAAUAUUCAGUGAUCACUCAGUUUAUGUUCAACAUCGUAUAGCUCAUAGUGGAGAAAACAAUUUGAAAUGUAAUCAGUAUGGGAAGACCUUUGGUCACGGUAUACACUGCACUGAACAUCAGAAAACUAAUAUUGGAGAGAAGUCUUGUGAAGAUAGAAAAGGCUAUACCUGGAACUCACACCUUACCAAACAUCAUCAGAGUGUUCAUGGUGGGAAGGAAUAUAAUGUGCAUGAAAGAGCCUUGAUUCAGAAUGCACCAUUUAUUCAACAUCAGAGAACCCAACAUGGAGAGAAACCGUAUGAAUGUAGUGAAUGUAGAAAAACUUUUGGUAAUUAUUCAGCCCUUACAGUACAUCAGAGAAUUCAUACUGGAGAGAAACCAUAUGAAUGCAAGGAAUGUGGAAAAGCCUUUAAUCAUAACGUCUCUCUUAUCCAACACCAGAGAAUCCAUACUGGAGAGAAGCCCCAUGAAUGUAAUGAAUGCGGGAAGGCUUUCAUUCAGAUAACGCACUUUAUUCAACAUCAACGAAUUCAUACUGGCGAGAAACCUUAUGAAUGUAACGAAUGUGGUAAAGCCUUCAGUCACAAUUCAUCCCGUAUUGAACAUCAGUUUAUUCAUACUGGAGAGAAGCCCUAUGAAUGCAGGGAAUGUGGGAAAGCCUUUAGUCACAACUCUUCCCUCAUUGUCCAUCAGUUUAUUCACACUGGAGAGAAACCCUAUGAAUGUAGUGAGUGCGGCAAGGUCUUUAGUCAAAGCUCACACCUCUAUCAACAUCAGAGAACUCACACUGGAGAGAAACCUUACACCUGUAAUGACUGUGGGAAAGCCUUCAGUGAUCGAUCAGCACUUAUUCGACAUCAGAGAACUCAUACUGGAGAGAAACCCUACAAGUGUAGAGAAUGUGAUAAAGCUUUCAGCCAGAGCUCAACCCUCACAAAACACACAAAAACCCACACUGGAGAGAAACCUUACACCUGUAAAGAUUGUGGGAAAGCCUUCAGCCAGAGUUCAUCGCUGACGCAACAUCAGAAGAUUCAUACUGGAGAGAAACCAUUUGAUUGUCCUGAGUGUGGGAAAGCCUUCAGUAGAAGUGCCCAUCUUACUCAACAUCAGAGGAUUCACACUGGAGAGAAACCCUGUGAGUGUAAUGAAUGUGGCAGAGCCUUCAGGUGUAGUUCAGCCCUCAUUAGGCAUCAGAGACUUCACAGUGGAGAAUCACUCUGAAUGUGUGGUCAUUCAGACUCCUCACUUUGUUAAAUACCAAAGAAUCCUACUUUCAUGGGUUAUUAUAAUUGUGAUCCCCCCUCCCUUUUUUUGAAAAUGCUCUCCUCCCAUUUUCUCCUGCAAAGAAUUAGCUGCCAGAAUACCACAAAUCCAUGUGAAGAAAUACUGAUCUGAAAGCUGGAAUAGCCUAAGAAACCAACCAUUAAUCUUUCUGUGUGUGUGUAUUUUCAUCUGUACCUGAAAAUGACUGAUGUCACCAUGAAGUGAUUUUUUUUUUCCUGGCCCCAGGAAUAGGCUCUUCCAACACGCAAAGGAAUUCCAGUUGUUCAAACUUGAGCUCAUUGCCCCUCCUUGUACUGAUUGGAAUACUGCCAUGUCCAAGUGAAAUGGACUCAUGGUUGAUCGUAUAUUCAAAUACCACCUUUCUAUAAAUCUUUGCCUUAAUAUACAAUCAUUCCUACCCCUAGCAGUACUGUCCUCAUUAAAAGGGCUACUUUGAACUCUCCCUUCUUACUGACUUUCCCGUCCUUCUCUUCUAUUUAAAGUGCUUACACACUUUAGUGUUAGUUACAGCUUGAAGUUCAACAGGGCUUGAGUUUCAGAGCUGAAAAGCACAACUGAAGAUAGAGGAAAAAGGGAUUUUUGUUCUGAAAAUUGUAAGACAAAAUACUCUGAAGAAAUGGUAACAUCUGGAAAUAAUUAUUGAAAUACAUGAAAUUUUUAGUACCUUUUAGAAAUUGGAGACAAGAAAAAAAAGAGUCCUCCAUAAAAGUGUCUGUUAUUAGAAUCAGAGCUCUUCAAAUAAUGUUAGUUAACAUCUUAGGUAUAGCAAGGCCCUUUCAAAAACUUUUCUUUCCUGGAUCCAGUUAGUGUGGGUUGUGGAGAAACAUUUGCCCUUCCUUCAGAGGCCUGAUUUAGAAUGAAUUUAUAUGGUUAAAACCAGUUAUGUGGUUAAAACUGCUUGUGUUGAGUGAAGGGAAAAUUAACAUACAUGUUAUAUCUCGAAUUCCUCUAAGAAGCUUGGAUAGUUUUCACUAUUGUGAUGAGCUCGUUGUGUGGUGACCCGGGCUUGAUUUGAGGAUUGUAGGAAGAGAUCUUUGUUGAUUAAAGCAGGGCUUUCUGCCUUUUCUGAGGGGGCAUUAAUCGUUUUUUUCUUUUUGUUUUUUUAAUCAAGAGGUAGUUCUCACAUUAUCACUCUUUUCAAUUUGCAAGUUAGUCUCCUUUAGGACUCAACUUAAAUUGUCACCUUCUCCUUGACCACCACAGUUGAAAAUAACCUCCUUCUCUGAAAACCUUUGCCAUUCAUUAUAUCCCUUAUAUAUGCCUAUAAAACAUUUUUAGUUUGAUCUUAAUAUCUGGUUUUAUCUCCAGCUUUAACACAGUUCUCCCCAUGAGGAAAGUAACUAUCUUGUUAGGUCUUUUAUUGUUGAUUUUAAACAAAAUAAUAGUUACACACGGUUUUAAAAAUUCAUAUAAGAUGAGUUGUUCAAUGAAAAGUUACCCCUGUAGUACCUUUGAUACACAUCAUACAUUAGAUGAUUUCUGGAUAUGUUUUGCCAACGUUAUGCAUACAAAAUAUAGUGGCUUGAGAUAAACAUUUUGGAGAAAAUCUUAUCAUACUUACAUUUUACUUAAUAGGAAUUCAACCAUAUGCACCAAGACACCCCCUCCAAAAAAGCCCAAGAUAAAUUAGUGAAAUUAGACAUAUUGUAAAAUUAUAUUUUACAUAUAUAACAUUCUGUUGUUUACUUAUACAUUUAUACAUAUGAACACAUAAUAGCAUGUUAUCAGAGUUAUACACAAAGCUAUGUAACUGCAUUUUGUGAGCAAACGCAGAGAUUUAUAAGGACAAUAUUGAUAAUACUCUAUUUCCACCUUAUGGGCUCACUACUGAAGGUAAUUUUGUUUCUCCAAAGAAUUGACAGGCACAGACAAUACAUUUGUAUACUCCUUUAUUCCUCUCCAUGAAUGUUUUUGCUCAGUUGGCCAGAGUUGAUUAUAUCAGAAGAUAUGCCAAUUCAUCCUAGUAGGAAGGUUGCUAUGAUACAGCAUCAUGGAGAAUUGAGAAAUACUUCUGUUUAAUUUAGGUAAAAAAAUCCACUUCCGGGGGUGCCUGGGUGGCUCAGUCAUUAAGCGUCUGCCUUCGGCUCAGGUCAUGAUCCCAGGGUCCUGGGAUCGAGCCCCGCAUCGGGCUCCCUGCUCCGCAGGAAGCCUGCUUCUCCCUCUCCCACUCCCCCUGCUUGUGUUCCCUCUCUUGCUGUGUCUGUCAAAUAAAUAAAUAAAUAGUCUUAAAAAAAAAAUCCAUUUCCGGGGUGCCUGGGUGGCUCAGUCAGUUAAGUGUCUGCCUUUGGCUCAGGUCAUG